Westerdykella ornata is the source of this 1174-nucleotide messenger RNA. RefSeq lists its product as uncharacterized. Bases 276 to 1046 code for a protein of 256 amino acids. The record is from RefSeq and is a predicted model, not a curated record. Lineage: Eukaryota; Fungi; Ascomycota; Dothideomycetes; Pleosporales; Sporormiaceae. The transcript is spliced from 2 exons.
UAUUCGCAACCCUGGCGACGAGUUCCUAUCGAGACUUCUACUACGAAGUGCCAGGCGAAUCCGGGGAAGACGACCAUCACAUUCCGACUUCAAACACCGAACACACACAUGGCUUUCAGCACCAACAUGGCUUCACGCCUGCGUGGGCCCCCGUCCUGCAGCCACAGCCCACUCAAACGCUUCAGACGGGAAGCGGUCCCCAUCCCCCAUACACAGACAUCGGCACACAUCAGAGUAUACUUCAACCACACCCCGCGCCGUUCCGCAAUCCCUCCAUGUCAGGACAGUCUCCAUCCACUCCCUACAACGUCGGCGGCUUUGGCCACGCUCCCCAAGAGUCAGUCUCGCGCAAGCGCAGCCGCCCAGACGAACAUCUCCAACCCGAUCUCCCAGCGCUAGAUCAGCCUUCAGACCUGUACGGUCACGGGCCCGGAACCAUACCCGUUCACCAUCCCCCGCAGGGUUAUCCCCUUCAACCCUACCCUCCCGCUCCCCCGCAAGCAGCUCCCACGUCUUCCUUCCACCGACACCGUCUCCCCGGGCCACCUCCUUCUAAGAGACACAACACCAUGGAAGGCGCUCCUUCUUCCCCUCCGCAGACACAUGGCCCACCGAGUGUCGUUGGACAAGAGGGGAUGCCACCACCCGCCCCUCGCCCGCGCGGUCCCAAACUCAAGUUCACCCCCGAGGACGACCAGCUACUUGUCGACCUCAAAGAAAAGAAGAAUCUCACCUGGAAGCAAAUCGCCGAAUUCUUUCCCGGUCGCAGCUCGGGCACGCUACAAGUCCGCUAUUGCACGAAGCUGAAAGCAAAAACCACGCAUUGGACAGAUGAAAUGGUCCAAAAGCUUCGCAACGCCAUGCAGGAGUACGAGAAUGACCGCUGGCGCAUCAUCGCCUCAAAAGUCGGCCAAGGCUUCACCCCAGCCGCUUGCAGAGAAAAAGCCGCAGAACUCGAAGCGCUCGAAGCAGGUGGACAAGAAGAGGAAGAGAGCGGUUACACACAAACAGGUUCUAGCGAACAACAGGCGGCCUCUUUCCAGUGACUAGCCGAACAAUUUGAGGAGCUGCAUGCGUGGUAAUAAUGCUCAUUAGGCGAGCGAGGGAAGCGGGUGGUUUGUGGGUUUCUUCUCUCUCAAGGGGGGGCUUGUGCUGGUCACGCUCCGUAUUUCCC